ACAUCGCGACGGUACCGAGCCUGCAACAAGGAGACGCUGGGGAAACCGUAUCUGAUGGGGGAAACGCGAAUCGACGUAACAGCUGUUACUGCAGGCAAUAUAACUAAACCGUCAGCCAUACUGUCACCCUUAGCUCGGAGCUCGGAGACGAAGAGAGCAGCGAGCUGAUCUUUAAAUCAUUUUUUAAAACUUGUCAUAAUUUGCUGCGUCAUUACAAUGGAUACUGAAAACGCCAUUUCUAAAUUAUUCAUUUACGCAAAGGAUCAUGGCCUUAUUCCAACGUUUGAGGAACUUGGAAAUGAGGGCGCUGCUCAUAUGAAAUUAUUCACUCUGAGAGUUGUCCUUGGUGACAAGACCUACCCCAGCGGUGUGGGUUGCACCAAGAAGAAAGCCAAAGAAGUUGCAGCCCAAAACGCUCUGGUAUGUCUCAACCAGGAUAAGAAUACAGAAGUAUUAAAUAAAAAUGAAGCUGAUAUCUUUGCAAAGUUAGAAGACUAUUGUACACCUAUCCACAUAUACUGUCAAAGGAAAGGCCUCUCGCAAAACUAUAUAAAAGUAGAAAGAAGGGGACCUCCUCAUAAUCCACAAUUUUUUUACAAAUUAACAAUUGACAAGAAGGAAUACCCUGUUGCUGAGGGUAAGAGCGCCAAGGAAGCUAAACAGAAUGCAGCUAAGCUGGCGUGGUCUGCACUUCUUGAACAGUCGGAUUACGACAGCAAGAAUGAUGUGGAAAACCCCAAAAUUACAAAUGCAAAUACCCUAUCAGUCCAGCCAAGAUUCAAAUCAGAUUUUAUAAUCCUUGACGAUCUUGGUUGCGGAGGUUUUGGUCUUGUUUACAUGGUGAAGGAAAAACUGUUAGAUAAAGAUUAUGCCGUGAAGAUCGUUCCUGGGACAGAAAAAGCUUUGCGAGAAGUGAUGGUGUUAUCAGAUCUCCAACACGAAAACAUCGUUAGAUACUACAACUGUUGGAUCGAGGAUUCAAAAGAUAGACACAAGCUUUUCAUUAAGCUGGAAUUAUGUGACUCUGCAACACUCCGACAAUGGAUUGAUGAGCUGAAUGAGAAGGAACUACAACACUCCCAGAGAGGAGCAGAAAGUCUUCCUAUUGUACAGCAAAUAGUCAAUGGAGUUGAAUACAUUCAUUCCAACAACCUCAUUCACAGAGACCUUAAGCCUGCCAACAUAAUGUUUGGAAAAGAUGGGAAGGUGAAGAUUGGGGACUUUGGUCUCGUCACUAUUGACAAAAGUGAAAACCUGAUGGACAGAACAGAAGGACCAGGAACCAAAACCUACAUGGCUCCUGAACAAACAAGUAACAGAUAUGAUCGUAGAGUGGACAUGUUUGCUUUGGGGCUGAUCUUCUUUGAACUCCUUUGGAAAAUCUCAACUGGCCACGAAAGAUCAAUGAUUUGGACAGACACAAGAAACAAGAAGUUUCCCAAAGAGUUUUCCAAGGCGUUUCCCCUCGAGUGCCUAAUAAUCAAAUCUUGCCUGUGCAAUAACCCAGAAGAUCGACCUGAAGCAAGCGAACUGAAGGCAGUGCUGGAAAGAAACCAACAACAACAUAUGCACCUGGAAAAGCACAGUGUCUGACUGACAAAAAAUGAGUUUGUUUGGGCUGUAGGAGGAGAUGCUGUAUUUUCACAUAAUCUGUAAGAAAUGUUGACAACAUGCUGCAUCUUGAAGAAGUUUUUACCUUAAGCAAAUAAUGAAAAAUCCCAUCAGCUCAGACAAUUGAGAAAAAAAAAAACAACAACUAUAUAUUAUGAUUUUAAAAUUUGUUACAAUAAUGACAAUUUCAAAUAAUAAUGUUUUGGGUGAGUUUAACUGCUGGUGUUUGUUAUUGUUUUCUGAAAAUCUUCCAGCAUUUUAAAAUCUAUUAACCAUAUAAGUUGUUUGUCUUGAUUGAACCGUGGUCAUGCUGGAGGAAAGAAAACAAAGACAGGCUUGUUGGGUAAGGAGCCAGAAAGCAGGCUGCAUUUUUAUUAAACUGUUAAACUGUUUAUUGAACUUGCAUUAUGCCUUAAUUUCAGCAACAUGAUGCUCUUUAUUGUAUAUAAAGUGAAACGACCAUUCAGAGAUUGCUCUUGUUUUAAAACAACAGUACAAAAUUACAGUCAGUCAGUCAUUUUCUACCGCUUAUUCCAUAGUGGGUUGCGGGGAAGCUGGUGCCUAUCUCCAGCAGUCUAUGGGCGAGAGGCGGGGUACACCCUGGACAAGUUGCCAGUCCAUCAAAGGGUAACACACAAACAACCAUGUACUCAUUCAUACACCUAAGGUCAAUUUAGAGUGAUCAAUUAACCUAACAGGCAGGUCUUUGGAAAAAUUUGUAAUAUCUAUAUUUUUUGUUUCAGCUUUCAUUUUUUUUUAGUACAAUUUCUUCCGUUUUAACGGCAGACCUGACUUCAGUUAGAAUCACUCUUUAGUAUGCUGCCAUUUUGUACUUUUGCUGUUUUGGGUGAAAUUGAACCGUUUGGGAGACGCUUCAUAACUGCUUAUUAAAAAAGUCUACUAACCCAAACAGGGAUCAGAAUCACAAUCAAUAUAAACAAGGUGUAAUAUAAAUAAAGUUCAGAAAAUUUUCACAGAUGAAUUGAGUUAUGCAUAGUAUUUGCCCAUUUUUAACAUAUUUAUCUUCAUAUUUCCUGAAAAUCUUUGGAAAGAAUUUUGUUAUACAUGAUAGUAAAGUAGAUGGGUACAAAAUGUUUUGUAUACAGCUACAAAUUGGCAAACGGAUGCCUUCAAUGAACUUAUUCUAAAUAAUAAUCCUACAGCAAAAUAAAUAAUUUUUUAAAAGUCAAUAAAAAAUUUUUUUUACUGCUGUCCUAUGUGCCUUGACGUAAAAAACGAGCUUGUAGUAAUUUGUUGGGACUAUGAAUGUACUGCAAACGACAUUACAGCUGUGAGAAACCAUUUUAAUUCCUGUUAAAUUUGAUACAACCUUAUGUAACCCUGAAAUUAGGACCAACAACACUGUUUCCUAUUUAUGGUGCCAAUAUUUGUAUUACACGUAAUACUGAUGGGGAAAGUUUGUUUCUGUCUUAUGCUUUUGACAUAAAAUGUAAUAAAAGAAACAUGCAACCUU
Molecule: messenger RNA, 3085 nt
Organism: Girardinichthys multiradiatus
Lineage: Eukaryota; Metazoa; Chordata; Actinopteri; Cyprinodontiformes; Goodeidae
Product: interferon-induced, double-stranded RNA-activated protein kinase-like
Exons: 13
Coding region: 217-1593 (458 amino acids)
Biological process (GO): protein phosphorylation
Molecular function (GO): protein kinase activity; double-stranded RNA binding; ATP binding
Source: RefSeq, a predicted model, not a curated record